Molecule: messenger RNA, 3099 nt
Organism: Notechis scutatus (mainland tiger snake)
Lineage: Eukaryota; Metazoa; Chordata; Lepidosauria; Squamata; Elapidae
Source: RefSeq, a predicted model, not a curated record
AACCUGCGAAAGAAGCGCGGUCACGUGACUUUGUAGAAGUGCCGCCCCCGAGAAUCUAUGGCUACUAUGGGAUUUCUCAGCGACGGGGAGACGAGAAGACGGUCAGGAGGCCCUCGGGGGCGGGAGAACUUUCUGAAUCUAAUUUAACGUGGGGGCGAGGGAGGCACCUAGCCUGCUUGUUACAGGCCGAAGGCUUGGCGCAUUCCUUCCCCCUAAUCACUCUAACAGGGCAGUUCUCAUAAUUCGGUCCAAAUUGUUCAGUACUAGGCUGUUGGGCACCGCUGAUACGACAGUCUUUCGCCAGCCCAAAGAUUUAGUGGCAUUGAAUAACUGUCCUAGUCGGUGGGUCUCGCGUGUGAACACGCUCAUGUCUAGAGCUUAUGACACAGGAAUUUAAAAUGGAUGAUGAAAUGCAAUUAAUAUUUAUUCUGCUUUGUUGGCAAUAUUCAAAUUGAUCUCUUCAACUGUGAGUUCACCUUCAUUGAAUAUUCUGGAAUUAGUCAACAUACCAUAUCUGCAGUUUAUUUGGUACUUUGAAUGGCUGUUGGAAAGGAAUGUACAGUCUGAUGGCCAAUUGCUGCAGCUGGCUAAAGCGGUGGCGAGAACCCAUCAGGAAGGUGACAUUGAUCAUGGUGGGUCUUGAUAAUGCUGGGAAAACUGCAACAGUAAAAGGAAUCCAAGGAGAAUCCCCUGAAGAUGUGGCUCCAACAGUUGGCUUUUCUAAAAUUGAACUUAAACAACGAUGGUUUGAAGUCACAAUUUUUGACUUGGGAGGUGGAAAACGUAUCCGGGGCAUUUGGAAAAAUUACUAUGCUGAAUCCUAUGGAGUAGUAUUUGUUGUGGAUUCAAGUGAUGUGGAAAGAAUGGAAGAGACAAAAGAAACAAUUUCAGAAGUUCUAAGACAUCCCAAGAUAUCAGGGAAACCUGUAUUAGUAUUAGCAAAUAAACAAGACAAAGAAGGUGCCUUGGCAGAAGCAGAUGUGAUUGAAUAUUUAUCUCUUGAAAAACUUGUCAAUGAACACAAAUGCCUCUGUCAGAUUGAGCCUUGUUCUGCUAUUCUGGGCAAUGGAAGAAAAAUUGACAAAUCGAUAAAGAAAGGUUUACUUUGGCUGUUACACACUAUAGCAAAAGAUUUUGAUGUCUUACACGAAAGAAUUCAGAAAGACAUCACAGAACAAAAAGCCAUUGAAGAGCAAGAGAAACGAGAGCGAGCAGAAAGAGUGAAAAAGAUAAGGAAAGAAAGAGAACAGAAAGAGAAAGAAGAAAAUGAACGGGAAGGAAGGAGCAUUUUGGAUGAAGAAGACACUGAGCUUGUAACUGGAAACCCAUUUCAGCCCCUAUCAACUAUAAUAACUAAGAAUGAAAAGAAAAUUGAAAAAGAGAAGAAAAGGCAAAGGGAAGAGAAUGAAAAGAUUGCUAUUGCCUUGAAAACUAAAACAAAUCAGGAGAUAAUAGAUGUUCAGAGUCUGAACAGUGAACAAUCCAACGAACAGAGACUGAUAGAAAACUAUAAAUCUGUACUAACACAACAAGUGGAACACGAAGAUGAGAAUGACCAGCACAUCUCAGAAAGUCUUGACUCUGGUGAUAAUGCCACUUUGAAUCCAGGAACAGAAAACAGUAAAAAGAAAGCAAAGAAGCUAAAAUUAAAAAGAAAUCGAGUUGAACCAGUCAAUACAGAAGAAAUUGUUUCCCCACUUCCUACUCCAAUUGCAACUCAUACACCAGUUGGAUGGGAAACACCAAAAAUUAACAGAAUUCAAAAACUUGAGCCUCUUGGUGAAACUCAUCAUAAUGAUUUCUAUGGAAAGCCAUUGCCACCACUUGCUAUACAUCAAAGACCUAACAGCGAUAUGCAUGGUGUCAUUUCUUAACUAGCAGUCAUUUUGUAGCUUUCAAGAGGAAUCUAAAAUAAGAUUACAUUAGACAUUGCUUUCUUUUUUGAAGAGAUACCUGCUAUUCUUACAAGUUGCUGGGCUUCACAGUUACAUUGGGAUUCCUGGUAAGGAUGAUUCUUCUAAACGUUAACAAUCCUGCUUCCUCAAUUUACCGGCUGCUCUUCAAAGGUGAUACGCAACAAGGAAACUCAUACAAGCAGAAUUCUUGCAAAAGAAAUGACAACAGGAUAUUUAUUUCCCUUGCUGGAAAUAAUAUUCUCAAGACCAAACUCAACUUGAUUAUGCAUAUACAUGCUUUCCGUUUGGCUAAAUAGUUUUCUAUAUUCAACAUUUUGAGGUUUUUUUAAAAGUACAUGCAUGUUCAAAACACAAACUGUACAUUUAAACAAUUUGAUAUAUUUUUAUAAUAUUUUGUUUUUAAGAAAUUAUUUGGUCAGCAGAACUAUUUUGACAUACUAAAAUGCCUAUCUAUAUUCAUAAGUAUCUGGUACUUUUUUUUUUUUUUGAAAAGCAAUAUGUGUGAUUUGCUUCACAAUUUGUCUAAUUGUUAAUUAUGUUGUUUUGUUCUUAGUCCACCAGAAAGAAAUGUGUAUUGGAAGGAAACUGUAUUCAUGUUUUCCUUGAUGAGAAACAACACUUCUGGAGUCAAUUGUGACCAUUCAUUUUGUGUUCUUGGGGCUAGAGGGAGAGGGACACUUUUGACUUUCUAAAGGAUAGAAAGAAAUGUCCUUCAAUUACUACUGUAUAGAGUAGUCAUGGCCACUGUUCUUGCAAUACUCUUUUCAUCUUGGAGAACAUGUGAACAUAUGGAUUGGGGAACUAGGGCUGUGGGGUCACUUUAAUGUAAGUAGAAGUAGAAUUGUAGAAUUGAGUUACACCUCUUUGCACCAAAUGUAAUAAAUGUAUCUUCUCCCAGGUUUAUGUGGCAAGCUUAACUGUUUUAAAGAGUAAUAAGUGGAUACAAAGUUCAUGUUCCUUCACAAUCCAAGGCUUGGCUUUGAAUUCAAAUUGCUCCAUAACCUUUAUUUCAUUCAUGCAGACACAUUUCCCAUUACCUUGGUGUUUCAUAUAUGCUGAAAUAAAUGAAAAUGUUUAUAUAAAAAAGGUAUCUUUCUCCCCUGAAUUGCUUCAGUUGUUAAUAACUGCAAAUAUUAUUCUAACAAUGAACAUUUCUAGAAAUAUGUAAAUGCCUUUCUUUAAA